AAUUGCGCAUCGGGUCUUUCAGCCGGGCGGUCUUGUCACAGACUCACUGCACUGCUGCAUCGCUGCAUCUGGGCUUGAAGGAUGUAAGGGAUGGCGGAUAUGCACGGUAGUAAGUACCGUGCAUGGUUUUUUUUUUUUUUUUUUUUUUUUUUUUUUCUACUCCUUUAUUUUUUUCUUCUUAUCUUCCUCGAUCAGUCAUUUUAUUCCUUUCUUUUGUUUUUUUUUUUUUUUUUUUUUUUUUUUUUGUCAGAUUUGUCUCGGGGUACGGUACAGAGUACAGCAAGAGAAGAACACUCAGCUGUCACGCAGCGACAAUCCUACCGAAAGUCAGAAGUCAGGUCAGGCAGCAGAAAUGUGACCAGCGCAAACGUACAGAUGUUCAUCACGCACACACACACCGUCAUUCUAUUCUCGUCCAAGUACAUGGUGUCCGUUGUCUGUUGGAGGGUUGCAUCUUGCAGCCGCCAUGACAAAUUCCCUGCAUGAGAGGGUACUGUGGCUGUGGCUGAAGCGGAGACUGCGGCUGAGAUGUAGUUGCACCGCCACCGUCUUUCCCUGUUCGGUAAAUAGUACACAGGCAUCAAUUUCAGCCCCUGAAUGAAUCCAUAGAACUGUAAAACUCUGAACUCCAAAACCCAAGAGGAUGGAAUGGCACAUCGUACAGUUCCGGUAAACCUUAUGCCCGGCGACAAGUUGCUAGUGCAUGGGGCAUACAAUUCAAAUCAGAUGCCGCCGUCUAGUAUGGAGU
This is a messenger RNA of Aspergillus glaucus CBS 516.65, 748 nucleotides long. RefSeq lists its product as uncharacterized. The record is from RefSeq and is a predicted model, not a curated record. Bases 91 to 486 code for a protein of 131 amino acids. NCBI's taxonomy places the organism in Eukaryota, Fungi, Ascomycota, Eurotiomycetes, Eurotiales, Aspergillaceae. The transcript has a single exon.